Camellia sinensis is the source of this 1207-nucleotide messenger RNA. RefSeq names its product binding protein (gene ISI1). The record is from RefSeq and is a predicted model, not a curated record. NCBI's taxonomy places the organism in Eukaryota, Viridiplantae, Streptophyta, Magnoliopsida, Ericales, Theaceae.
UCUGAAGAUUGAGAGGGGUCAGAGAGGCGGAGAGGAGAGGAGAGGAGAGUGGGGGGAGAGAGAGAGAGAGCGAGAGAUGUACCUGAAGAAGGCGUUUUGGAGCGACGCUCUGAACUCGGAAUCGCAGACUCAGUCACCGUCGGCAGUCGGAGAUCUGGUGAAGUCGCUUGAUAAGCAGAGGGUGUACAGAGAAGUCACGCUUGCACUCCGGACCGGACUCAGGGACGCCCGUACCGAGUUCUCCUUCCUCCGGGUCCGCGGGCUUCGCAGCAUCCUCAAGUUCCUCCGAUCCGUCGCCCACUCUGACUCCACCAUCAAUCUCUUCUGCCACAGUCAAUCCAUUCCCGAUCUCCAAGUUGUUCCAGUUCUGUUUCAACAUUCAUUAAAAGAGCUAGAGGAGCAGAAGGUAGCAAAUUUGGAUCAUAUAUUUGGCACUGAACCUAUAAAAAUAGUUACUCCUUCAACAGAUUCUGAAGUGGCACUUGCACUUCGAGUUUUGGAAGGAUGUUGUUUGCUCCACAGAGAGAGCACGGUGCUGGCUCAUCAACACAAGGCAAUCCCGGUAUUGAUGAAUAUAUUAUCAACUCAAGGAGUACUUGAGCAAGGUGCAUGCUUGGAUGCUUUAAUCUCAAUAAUGUUGGAUUCAUCAGCCAACCAAAUGGAUUUUGAGGAAUGCAAUGGGAUUGAGGAAGUUGCAGUACUCAUAAGAGACAAGCAAGUAGAUGAGAAUUUGAGGCUAAAAUGUGGGGAAUUUUUGUUGCUACUUAUUGGGCAUGUAAAUGGGCGGGAAAUACCUCCAAUGGCAACAGUACAUGAUGAUAUCAGGCGGCUUUUGGGUGAGAAAUCUGCCUCUUUGAUUUGGGCAGCUAGUCAAUUUGGCUCAACCCUUGAUCCAGAUCAGAGACUCAUGGCUCUACACAUCCAAGCUCGCAGAGUGCUUGAGUCACUUGACCUUUACUGAACCAAAUCAUAGGAUUUUGUCGGUUGAGCACUGCUAUUUACCCUCACAGGCAAUUCCUAGUUUGGAUGAUAUAUAAUCCUGGAGGUGCCACAUUAGCUCCUGUUGGUUCUUUUUCUUGUGAGUCGGAGUUAUUGGGAAACAAUGAAUUAGAAAUCUAGAUAGGAGAGAGAUUGUAUGAUUUUGUGAAUUUGUACAAAUACAAGAGAGAUCUUUCUGCUAAUCCUGUUAAUUGCAUGCAUGUUCUAA